Molecule: messenger RNA, 736 nt
Organism: Drosophila arizonae
Lineage: Eukaryota; Metazoa; Arthropoda; Insecta; Diptera; Drosophilidae
Product: organic cation transporter protein
Biological process (GO): transmembrane transport
Cellular component (GO): membrane
Molecular function (GO): transmembrane transporter activity
Source: RefSeq, a predicted model, not a curated record
AUGCCAAGACGUCAGAGCGACGCUUGCUUGGCCCAUGACAUCGCAGCUGGUAUGGAACGGGAACUUGAACUAGAAUUGGAACUGGAGCUGCAGCGRCCGCUKCUGUCGYCGAAGGAGCAGGCCAAAACUGGUAUGGAACGGGAACUUGAACUAGAAUUGGAACUGGAGCUGCAGCGRCCGCUKCUGUCGYCGAAGGAGCAGGCCAAAACGUACUAUGCCUUUUUUGGAAGUUCACAAAUAAUAGAAUUUAUUGUGAAUUUACAAUUCUUCGCAAUUCGCACGAGCGCUCAGUUGCUCUCGGUCAUUCGUUGUGGUUGUGUGAACUUGUGCCGCAGCAUCAUCAGCAGCAGCAACAGCAGCAACAGCAGCAACAGCAACGACAACGACAAGAACAACAUCAGCGGACAGAGACGACAUUGUCGCCAUCGUUGUCGCCAUCGACAUCGACAUCGCAUAGAGAAUCAGAAUCAUAAGAAGCAACAGCAGGAAGAGUUUUUUCGUGUGAGCAGCCAAAGACAAAACGUUUUGUGGACUGAAGGCGACCCGGUAAUGUUUGGACAACUAUGACGAGAUUUGCUGUUAAAUAGAGCAUAGUAGACAUCCACACAUAGACACACACACAUACAUAUACAACAACAACAAAAAUAAUAAUAGAAGCGAAGAUUUCUUGCAUCACUUGGUUUUUGGUCAAGAGCCAUAAGCUAAUAAUUUUUUUUAUAUAUAUAUGCUUAGUUUC